Molecule: messenger RNA, 726 nt
Organism: Paramecium tetraurelia
Lineage: Eukaryota; Ciliophora; Oligohymenophorea; Peniculida; Parameciidae
Exons: 4
Source: RefSeq, a predicted model, not a curated record
AUGUAAGUUGAUAGUGAAAAUUUCAUUGAUAGUUCAAAUAAUCCUCAUUUAAUAGGAAAUAGAUAUUCAAUGAGGAGUCGAAGAAGAAAGAUUUACGAUGAUGGAGAUUUUAGGGAAGUAGUUAAGAAUUUCUACGCUUUGAUAUCGGAAAUAAAUAAAAGUAGCUUAUUUAUGUAAUAAAACCCCUAAGUUGCCAAUAAGAAAAUUCAAAAAAAUGUUCCUCUAAAAACUAAAUAAUAAUCCAAUGUUUAAAAUAAAAAACCGCAACAGAAAAAACCAAUAUCAUAGGAUGUAAAGAAAAAUGAUCUCUACAAUUUUAAAAAAGAGCCAAUCUAUUCUUAAGUUGCUUUUUAAACUCAGCCUUAUUUUAAUCAUCAAUAGUACUAAUCGUUUUCUCAUAAUUAUAUGAAUCCAUUUUACAAUAAUUUGCCAUCAUAAUUACAAAUCAUUUCUAGAAACUAACUCAACAAUGGAUAAUUAAAAAGAAAUUCAUAUCAUAUAGCAAUUUCAUAUUUCAUCUAUAUCCAAUCAACCGGUUAAGAAUAGUAUGAAAGCAGAGAUCCUACCAUGUAUGCUAAAAAGAAAUUAAAAGAAACCAACUCAGAUGUUAUAAAGUAAUUAGAUAAUUUAGUUUCGAAUGAAAAAUAAUCUCCUUUGUAGGAGCGAACAAAUAAGUAACUUAAUUAAGAAGAAUAGAAGGAAGAUAUUAUAGAAUAGACUAAAUGA